Molecule: messenger RNA, 1812 nt
Organism: Morone saxatilis (striped sea-bass)
Lineage: Eukaryota; Metazoa; Chordata; Actinopteri; Moronidae
Gene: xpo7
Product: exportin 7
Biological process (GO): protein export from nucleus
Cellular component (GO): nuclear pore; cytoplasm
Molecular function (GO): nuclear export signal receptor activity; small GTPase binding
Source: RefSeq, a predicted model, not a curated record
UCCUCGUAUUCUCAGCUGCUCGCGGCCACAUGUUUGUCUAAACUGGUGUCUCGAACCAGCAACCCUCUACCGCUCGAGCAGCGCAUCGACAUCCGGAACUAUGUGCUGAAUUAUUUGGCCACGCGGCCGAAGUUAGCAGCGUUUGUGACCCAGGCCUUGAUCCAGCUGUACGCCAGGAUCACCAAACUGGGCUGGUUCGACUGUCAGAAAGAUGACUACGUCUUCAGAAACGUCAUCGCAGAUGUGACGCGCUUUCUACAGGAUAGCGUUGAACACUGCAUCAUAGGCGUCACCAUCCUGUCCCAGCUGACCAAUGAGAUCAAUCAGGCCGACACGACGCAUCCUCUGACCAAACAUAGGAAGAUAGCAUCGUCAUUCAGAGAUUCCUCCCUCUUCGACAUUUUCACUCUUUCCUGCAACCUCCUCAAACAGGCUUCGGGGAAGAACCUGAACCUGAACGAUGAAUCUCAGCACGGCCUGCUGAUGCAGCUGCUCAAACUCAGCUACAAUUGUCUCAACUACGACUUUAUAGGAACUUCCACAGACGAGUCGUCGGACGACCUCUGCACCGUACAGAUCCCCACGUCAUGGAGAUCAGCAUUUCUCGAUUCCUCCACCCUGCAGCUCUUUUUCAAUUUAUAUCAUUCCAUCCCUCCGUCCCUUUCCCCGUUGGUGUUGUCAUGUCUAGUCCAGAUAGCCUCUGUGAGGAGGUCUCUCUUCAACAACGCAGAACGAGCAAAGUUUCUGUCACAUUUGGUGGACGGAGUUAAGAGGAUACUAGCGAACCCACAGUGUUUGCCAGAUCCGAAUAACUACCACGAGUUCUGUCGUCUGCUGGCGAGGCUGAAGAGUAACUACCAGCUGGGGGAGCUGGUGAAAGUAGAAAACUACCCUGAAGUUAUUCGCCUCAUAGCCAACUUCACCGUCACCAGUCUGCAGCACUGGGAGUUUGCCCCCAACAGCGUUCACUACCUGCUGAGUCUGUGGCAGCGUCUGGCAGCGUCGGUUCCCUACGUCAAAGCCACCGAACCUCACCUGCUGGAGACCUACACUCCAGAGGUCACCAAGGCCUACAUCACAUCGCGGCUCGAGUCGGUCCACGUCAUCCUCAGAGAUGGUUUAGAGGACCCUCUGGAUGACGCUGGCCUGGUCCAGCAGCAGUUAGACCAGUUAUCCACCAUUGGGAGGUGUGAGUACGAGAAGACUUGUGCUCUGCUGGUCCAACUGUUCGACCAGGCAGCUCAGACCUACCAGGAGCUGCUACAGUCCACCAACUCGAGCGCUGCAGACAUCACUGUGCAGGAGGGUACGAGCGGCACACAAAUGGGGAUUCAAGCUCAAGCUUUAAAUUGUCGGUUGACAUGGUUGGUUUAUAUAAUCGGGGCAGUAAUCGGCGGACGGGUGUCGUUUGCGAGUACAGAUGAGCAGGACGCCAUGGACGGAGAGUUAGUCUGUCGGGUGCUCCAGCUGAUGAACCUCACUGACUCUCGGCUAGCUCAGGCCGGCAACGAGAGACUGGAGCUGGCCAUGCUCAGCUUCUUCGAGCAGUUCAGAAAGAUCUACAUCGGCGACCAGGUGCAGAAAUCAUCAAAGCUUUAUCGGCGACUAUCAGAGGUUCUGGGUUUGAACGACGAGACGAUGGUACUCAGUGUCUUUAUAGGGAAAAUCAUCACAAACUUGAAGUACUGGGGCCAGUGUGAACCAAUCACCUCCAAGACACUCCAACUACUGAACGACCUCUCGUUAGGGUACAGCAGUGUGAGGAAGCUGGUGAAGCUCAGCGCUGUCCAGUUCAUGUUGAAUAACCACACA